AUGGGCAACAUCACAGGAGUGAUUGCCAAACUCUCCCAGAAAAAUCAAGCCAACAUGAACUUUGCCUUCACAGAAAACGCUGGCGUGAAGAUUGUUAAAGGAGGAAACAGCAAUUUUACAGGCCCAUUUCGUUUAAUGAAAAUUCCUAAAGAGGCCAGUAAAAUGGCGGUGGAGGGAAAUGGAUCAUUUCUUGGAAUUCUGUUGUUUCCACAGCAGCAUGCGGAUGACAGCAGUAAAUACUAUUUAAACAGUGAGAUAGUGGGAAUAGAAAUGGGGGCAAAAAUACAAAACCUUUCACAACCCAUCGAGAUUCAGUACAGUAAUGUGGACAAGAAAGGAGCGAAUGCUUCUUGCAUGUCUUGGGAUGGAAACAGCACAGAUGCAAACGGGAAAUCACUCUGGAUCACAGAUGGCUGUCAAACAGUGGAGACCAAUAACAGCAUCACCUGCCAGUGCACACAUCUAACCUUUUUUGCCAUACUCAUGUCACCUACACCUGCAAACAUUAGCACUUCUGAUGUUAAUACUCUGACCUACAUCACUUCAAUCGGUUGUGGACUGUCGCUGUUUUUCUUGAUCGUCGGUCUCGUCAUGCACGUUCUCGUCAGAAAGGGGAAAGCAAGCGAAGCAACAAAGAUUCUGAUGAACCUCUUUGUCGCCAUGUUGAUCCUGAACUUGUCCUUCUUGACCAAUGAGAGCAUUUCAAAUCUGGGUAUCAAAGGUGCAUGUGUGGCAAUAGCAGCAGUUCUGCACUACGGGAUGUUGGCCACUUUUACCUGGUUCUUCAUGCAGGCUUUACACUUGUACCUCAGUCUACGUCGAAUCUGCACUGAAGUGAAACAUUACAUGCUGAAGAUUUGCAUCACAGGAUGGGUCAUACCGGCUGUGGUGGUGAUCGCUCUUCUUGCCUCCCAGAAAUAUAAUUCUAUUAAUAUUAAUACAAAUGAGGGGAAAGCAGCAACAAUGUGCUGGAUCUCUGAUGCUGGUAUCCACCAGGGGGUCAACAUUGGUUAUUAUGCUGUAGUGUUCGUCUUCACUCUGAGUGUAUUCAUUCUAACUGUAAGGCAAAUCGUUCUAAUGCCAAAAGCAGGAAAGGCCCAAGACAAUAGUUCCAUUAAGAGCAACACUUCCACCAUUCUGAGCCUGUUCCUCCUUCUUGGCAUCACCUGGGCUUUUGCUUUCUUCAGCUACGGACCUUUGCUCAUCGCUUCCUACUACAUCUUUACCAUCCUCAACUCCUUUCAAGGUUUCUUCCUGUUCAUCUACUAUUAUAAAUCCGCUGAAUGGCUUUUCUGA
Molecule: messenger RNA, 1296 nt
Organism: Maylandia zebra (zebra mbuna)
Lineage: Eukaryota; Metazoa; Chordata; Actinopteri; Cichliformes; Cichlidae
Product: adhesion G-protein coupled receptor G6-like
Biological process (GO): cell surface receptor signaling pathway; adenylate cyclase-activating G protein-coupled receptor signaling pathway
Cellular component (GO): plasma membrane
Molecular function (GO): G protein-coupled receptor activity
Source: RefSeq, a predicted model, not a curated record